Molecule: messenger RNA, 3382 nt
Organism: Scatophagus argus
Lineage: Eukaryota; Metazoa; Chordata; Actinopteri; Scatophagidae
Gene: thap12b
Product: THAP domain containing 12b
Exons: 6
Coding region: 649-2715 (688 amino acids)
Source: RefSeq, a predicted model, not a curated record
AUUUAGGUACGUCCAAUCAGAUCACUUAUGGGUGGGACUUUGUCAUGCGCAAAUAGAAUCUACUCAAAUCAACCGUUAUAAAUGUGUCGUAAAUCGGUCUGCACCGUCUGAUAUUUUUUUAUGGAAACGCCUGUAGGACAUUAUUUGAGGCCACAUAAGUUGUCUGUUAGUGUCACUUACGUGCACGCAAGCCCCUGUACGAAAGAACAAAAGUUAACAGCUAAGUUAGACAGCUACGUUAACUAAGCUAACCACCUAGCUUGAAGCAUGCCGAAUUUUUGCGCGGCCCCAAACUGUACACGGAAAAGCACCCAAUCGGAUUUGGCUUUUUUUAGGUUUCCAAGGGACCCAGAAAGCCCUGAAGCCCUGACAAAGCAAACCACUGUUGGACUGGUUACUUGAAGUUUGUUAUUAUUGAAUACAUUGCGUGACCUAAUUAUACCAAAGCCAACACUGCACGUACAUGGGUCCAAUGCAGUACACCUGCCAGUGUGAAGUGAACGGCCUUGAGACCUUUGGAGGACAUACACACUUUCCUUAAAAUGCCGAAUCUGGGUAGAGAACUGCCGCAGGGCAGAUCUAGAGGCGAAAACAUCAGACCAGUUGAACAAGCAUUAUAGAUUGUGUGCCAAACACUUUGACCCAGCCAUGGUGUGCAAAACGAGCCCUUAUAGGACUGUAUUGAAAGAUACAGCGAUUCCAACUAUAUUUGACUUGACAAGCCAUCUAAGAAAUCCUCAUGCAAGACACCGCAAGCGAAUUAAAGAACUCACUGAAGAAGACAUAAGGAAGAUCAAAGAAAGGAGAUUGGCAUCUUCUGUUGAACAGCUUAAUUCCAAAAAAGAUGCAGCAGCUGAGGAUAGCACAAGUGCCAAUGAGGACGAACCUCAGCUGUCCACAGAGGAGAAGGCGUUUCGUGAAUACUUGAGAUCCUUGUUCGAGGUUUUGGUCAUGUUAGGCAAGCAGAGUAUCCCACUGGUGACUGACAAAGCAUCUGAAGCUGAACACAGGUCCACCAACUUCCAGGCUCUAAUGGAUUACCGCAUGAAUGCGGGAGAUGAAGCUUUGAAAAAGCGGUUUGAGGCAACAGCCGUGAACACAGAAUACCUCUCUGCGACCCAGCAGAGCCAGCUCCUGGAUGUCUGUGAGAACACAGUGAGAGAGGAGAUGCUAAUGGAGGUGAGAGAGAGCCGCUUCUUCUCUCUUGUGACCGGUGAUCUUGUUGAAUUUGCAAACGAGAAGCACCUGCCCCUCUUUUUACGCUUCGUCAAUCAGCAGAACGUCCUCCGAGAGGAGUUUUUGGACUUUAUGCCUUUUGAUGGUGAUGAGCCUGCACUGGUGGAGAGGCUGGAGGCCCAGCUGACUGACCGUUGGGGGCUUAGCAUGGAGGAUUGCCGUGGUCAGGCCCACAAGGCCACUGGCACUUCCACCACUAAAAUGAAAGCUGUGGCAGUAUUACUGAUGGAGAAGUAUCCCUUGGCAUUGCACAUGCCUUGUUCUCAUAUGGCGCUGAACAUCCACCUGGCCAACAGUCUGCCUUUUCCCAAUGUCCAGGUCGUCAUGGAGACUCUGAGGAGGAUUGGUGCUUUCUUUAGAACCCCGUUUACUCAGGACGAGCUAGAGAAAGCUAUCUCCACUCACUAUCAGAAAAAUGAAGAGAAAGGAACUGCGCUACAACAGGCCUGUGACUCUGGAUGGACCGAGCAACACAAUGUCUUCGACGUGUUGCUAGAUAUGUUGCCGCCUCUGCUGCUGUGCAUGGACAGCGUUUGGGACAACAGCGAUGGGAAGUUUGCAGAGGCUGUUGCUGCAGAUGCUUACUCGAUCGCAGAAACUCUGGCCGACUUUGAGACCAUUGUCACCGUCGUCAUUUUAAAGAACGUUCUCACAUUCACCCGUGCUUUUGGGAGGAACCUCCAAGCAGAGACUCUCGAUGUGUUUUUUGCUGCCAACAGUCUAACCGCAGUCCUGCAUUCACUAAACGAGGUCAAUGAUAACAUUGAUGUCUACCAUGAGUUCUGGUACGAGGAAGCUGUGAAUGUGGCCAAUGUGAUGGAGGUUCCUGAGAAAGUGCCGAGGUUGUUUCUUCGGAAGCAGCGUGCAGCCGAUGCGGGUGAAGUCCAAGCGGAGGCGUAUUUUAAGGAGUAUGUGACAGUCCCUGUUAUCCAUGGUAUCAUGCAGGAGGUAGAGGAGAUGUUCUCUGACACCAACCUCAAAGCUCUCAAGUGUCUGUCGCUGGUCCCAGCCGUCAUGGGCCAAAUGAAGUUCAACACCACAGAGGAGAACUAUGCAGAUGUUUACCGCAAUGACCUCCCAAACCCAGACACUCUUCCUGCAGAGCUUCACUGCUGGAGAAUCAAGUGGAAGCACCGGGGCAAAGAGGUGCGCCUGCCCACCACCAUCCACGAAACCCUUCAGCUGCCCGAUGUCAAGUUCUUUCCCAACGUGAACUCCUUCCUCAAGGUGCUCUCUACCUUGCCAGUGCUGAAAUUAGAGGGCAACAAAAGCGACACAGCAAGCGAACGGCUGCAUGCUUAUCUGGACGGCACGCCUGCCAAGCAGUGGAACAAAAGUCUUGCAAUGCUUAACAUUAACACUCACGUCAAACACGACUUGGAUGUCAUGGUGGACAAAUACUGCAGACUUUAUGCAGAGGAUGAUCCUGAAGCUGAGGCAGAGUCUGAGGAAGUGGCUGAGGAAGGUGCAGCGAACUGAUAUGAAUCAAACAGAUGUGCUGUUAGUCAUUAAGGCAGCCUCCUUUAGUUUAGUUGUUGUUGUUGUUUUUGUUUCUGUAGACCUACACAUAAAUAGUAUCCAUUUGAAUGCAGAUGUAAAUAAGUAAUCAGUGUCAUUUUUAUUCAGUCCCUGAUAUCACCCCCCCACCCCCACCCCCCAAAAAAAUUACAUUUUCUUAAUGUAUGUGGUAAAAGAUAAUGGUGCAUUUGAAUAUAUUGCAUUUUAUUUUUGCAUUGUAAAUAAGUAAGCAAAGUUGCAGGUAGAAAAGCUAGAAAUAAAUACUCUUUGAGACUCAGUAGACACUGCAACUUGACAAAAUCUUGAAUUUCCCUCUGCAUCAAUAACAUAUCUAGCUAUCUAUCUAAAUGCCCAGAAAUGUAAGAUAGCAGUCAUAACCUGUCAGUAUUUGUAGUUUUUGGGGGGUUUUUUUGCACAGAUUAACUGCCAUAAGCAGCUCGUUCACAGGUAGCAAGUGACUGUGCUGGUCUCCAGUACUUUAGUUAACUAUGAGGCAGGAAGAGCACAAGAGGGAGCAGUUGCACCAACAUCAGCAGCAUAUGUGCUUGAUGGGACGCCAUCUUUUUUUGUGUGUGUUUUAUUUUUUAUACUUCUUUUUUAAAAAAUAAAUAAAAAGCUUAUUCUGCCA